CUGAUGAUAGAUGGUGUAUCAGGUGUUCUCCAUCGUGGUGUUUGGCUCCAUUGUCAAUGAAGGGUACGUGAACCGCCUGGACGAGACACAAGAGCACUGCAUUUUCAACCGCAAUCGCAAUGCCUGCAACUAUGGCAUUACCGUGGGUGUCCUUGCCUUCCUCAGCUGCCUUCUUUACCUGGCUCUAGAUGCCUACUUCCCGCAGAUCAGCAGCGUCAAGGACCGCAAGAAGGCAGUGCUCUCGGACAUCGGAGUUUCGGCCUUUUGGGCAUUCCUCUGGUUCGUUGGCUUCUGCUUUCUGACCAACCAGUGGCAAGCUUCAAAAAAAGAGGACAACCCAAUGAAUGAGGGAGGGGAUGCAGCCCGAGCAGCCAUCACGUUCUCGUUCUUCUCCAUCUUCACCUGGGGCUUCCUCACGUUUCUGGCUUUCCGGAGACUCAGAGACAUUACUUUUCAGGAAGAAUACAACACCCUGUUCCCUAACUCCCCAUCCUUGCUGCCUUAGUGCCCCUUACUGAUGGGGGUAUUUUAGGGAAGAGGUGGAGGGAUGCAGCUGGAGGUUACUGAGCACAGACAGUUCCAACGCCUCGACCACGGGCGUCCGUGUGUGGUCACGGCAGGGCACAGGGUGGGAAGAGAUGGGCUAUUGAACCGGAGUGGGCCAGGUUGCCCACUGAAUGGGGGAUCUCCCUCUGGGGAGUUGGAACUGGCGAUUUCUCCUCCUCCUCUGCUGCCCCCUUCUCUCCCUCACCUGUACCCUAACUAAUGCUGCGUAACACCGCUGUGCCUUUCUUUUGGUGACUGCUCAGACCUAAUACUUCAGCCAGGAGAUGCCCUCUGCCCCCACCACUCUAUCAUCUCCUCCAUUUUGCCCAGCCCUCAUUCCCCAAAAACCUCUAACCCGUCACCUACUAGACCGCUUACCUCUAUCAGGGAUGCUCUGGGACAACAAGCCAUGCCUGCUGGUGUCUGCGAUGCUGAACCCCGUGCCCGAGCUCCCUCAGUCCACCAAAGGGUGUCCUGCCUGCAGUGCCUGGGGUGGGAGGCAGCAGUAUGUUUGCUAACUGUCCCCUGGUCUGGGAAGCAGCCGCCUUGCCUCCUUCUGCUCCUUCCUAAGGAGCAUGCUGCACCGUGCAGAUGUUGGACAGUGAAGGGGUUACGGGGGGUGACCACUACCUCGCUACUCCAGGUCAAAUCCUGCUCUCCUUCCUGGCCUCUGCAGGCAAAAUGGCUGCGUACAUCCAGCCUGGCA
This is a messenger RNA of Pygoscelis adeliae (Adelie penguin), 1252 nucleotides long. It is a transcript of the gene SYNGR1, whose product is annotated as synaptogyrin 1. The coding region runs from base 11 to 505 and encodes 164 amino acids. The transcript is spliced from 4 exons. Lineage: Eukaryota; Metazoa; Chordata; Aves; Sphenisciformes; Spheniscidae. Gene Ontology annotation, cellular component: synaptic vesicle membrane; neuromuscular junction. The record is from RefSeq and is a predicted model, not a curated record.